UGAAAGUGCUUGUUUUUAUGUACCUUGCUUUGAUUAUGGUUUAUUUUAGUGUAUUUUAAUGUUGUAAAUUUGUACUUAAUUUAAUUAAUAAAUUUAACAGUAGACUAAUUCUAGUCUGGAAACUUUCAAGGGUUUUUGGUGAUAUUUAAAAGGUUAAGUAGUAAUGAUUUUAUUUCUAGGUGCAAGACCAGAAAGAUUACCUCAGUUUGAUGAUGAUUGCUGGCAAUUAAUGGAAGAAUGUUGGGCUGGUGAUCCAGGACAGCGCCCAUUGUUAGGCGAUGUAGAACCUCGUCUAACAAGAAUAAUGGAGCGUUACAUGGAUAAACCUGCUCCAAGUUCUCGACUCUUAGAGAAGGAAGUUGGUUUCUUGUCGAGUAGUCCCUACAUUGAUUUGGAAUUUUGUCCUGGUUAACCAUUCCGAGUAAUCAGCAUAUUAUCAACAAUUCAACCAGAGACAUCAUCUCUCUUCUGUCUUAACAUACAGAUGCCAUACUGUAUCUUACAAGGAGGACAGAGUCAUCAAACCAAUUCAGGAUAUAUUUGAUCCAAGAUAUUUGUUGCAUUUUUAUUAUUAUGAAGAUUUUAAUUAGAUUUCACAUUUAUUAAAUUUAUAUUAAAACUUUGUGAUAUAGAGAUUUAAUGAAAUGUCAAUUUUUAUAUAACUUAUUGUUGAACUGUUAUAAAAGGAAAAUGGCAACUUACUCUUAGUUCAUCAGAGUAUUAAUGAACAGAUAUAAAGCUAACAAAAUUUACUAAGAGUUCAUUUUUAUAUUUUGAAUUUUUUAAUAAAUCUUAAUAAUAUGAAUAUUUUCAUUUAUUGUGAGAUAAUAUCUAAGCAGUAGUCAAAUACUAGUCUUCAGUUAAAAAUAACAAAUUAGCCUAUUUUAAUAAAGUAGGUUCUUUUGAAAGUAAUUUCUUUUAAUUUUUAUAAAAGUACCAGUUCUUAAUCUGUUUAGUCAUCAAUUCAAACUGCUGGUCAGACAUACAGUAUUUUGUUGGUGCAUAAAAUGUUCAUGUUCAUUUAGCAGCAAGAAUUCUUAUUCAUAGUCUAUUUUAAUGUAAAUGAAGUGCAAAAGUAGUUAUUGAAUAAAAGUUUAUUAUUUUAUUAUUAUUGUUUUUUGAAUAUUUAAAAUUUUAAGAUGUGCACAUUAUAUAAAGAAGUUUUAA
Molecule: messenger RNA, 1167 nt
Organism: Centruroides sculpturatus (bark scorpion)
Lineage: Eukaryota; Metazoa; Arthropoda; Arachnida; Scorpiones; Buthidae
Product: dual serine/threonine and tyrosine protein kinase-like
Exons: 2
Coding region: 164-412 (82 amino acids)
Source: RefSeq, a predicted model, not a curated record